UGGAAAUGGAUUUCGGAGAGACUCUGGCAACCAUCGGAGACUUUGGUUUCUUCCAGAAGGUUCUCAUUCUUGCCUUAACCUUCCCAAAUAUCUUACUACAAACUGUCUUUUGUAGUUUACUUUUUGUCCAGUCAGAUCCAGACCGACACUGUAACACAGACUGGAUCCUCAGAGCUGAUGCUAACCUGACCACAGAUGAGCAGCUGAACCUGACUCUGCCCCGGGAAAAGGAUGGGACCUUCAGCAGGUGUCAGAUGUUUGUCCCUGUYGACUGGAACAUCAGUGUCAUCAGGGAGAACGGACUCAAUGAGACUACAGGCUGCCAGAAUGGAUGGGUGUACUACAGCACUCUAUAUGAGGCCACAACUGUCACUGARUUUGAUCUCGUCUGUGACAAGUCUUUUCUGGUAGAAAUUGUGCAGACAGUCUUCAUGAGUGGUUCACUUAUUGGUGCCAUUAUCUUUGGACCUGCAGCUGAAUCGUAUGGCCGCAAGAGAGCAACCCAGCUGCCAGUGGUCCUUCUGCUAAUAUUUGUCUUAGUUUCUGGUUUGUCUCCAAAUUUCUAUGUUUACACAGUGUCACAGUUCAUUGUUGGAAUUGCAAUUGGAGGAUACAGGAUAAACUCCAUUGUAUUAGCUACAGAGUGGACUGGGGUCACCAAAAGGUCUUUUGCCUCAUGUUUGAGCCAGAUGUUUGGGGCUCUUGGACAGUGCGCCAUGGCUUUUCUGGUAUAUUAUAUUCGUGACUGGAGAAAAGCACAGUUUGUCUUGGCAGGAGUACAGGCCUUUGUAUUCUUCUACAUAUGGUGGAUUCCUGAAUCUGCAAGAUGGUUGUUGGGACAUGGAAGAACUGAAGAAGCUAAUAAGUUGAUAUGUAAGGUUUCAGCAAUCAAUAAAAAGAACAUCCCAGAGAAUCUUCUCCUCACGGCAAGUAACUAG
This is a messenger RNA of Paralichthys olivaceus (Japanese flounder), 938 nucleotides long. The record is from RefSeq and is a predicted model, not a curated record. NCBI's taxonomy places the organism in Eukaryota, Metazoa, Chordata, Actinopteri, Pleuronectiformes, Paralichthyidae.